AUCGUAAUCCUGCAAUAUUGUCAUAAAUUAACUGCUAAACCUGUGGAAAAACUGGCCAUUAUUUGAAUCGGAACUUUAGAACUUUGACAUUACGGUACAACACUAUUAUGUCACGUGACCAGCUUGCGUUUUGAGAGCGCAUUCACAGCUGCUUGUACAUAGAAGCUGUAAAUAUUUAGGCAGUUAAAGAUGAGUUUGGGUGCGCGCGCCACCAAGGGUGGUGCGAAGAAGGAGGGCAAGGCGGACAAGGGCAAGCCCGCCGACAAGCCGCAGCCCAAGGAGAAGACUAAACCACAGGCCACUACAGAGCAACUUCGUAUGGCAAACAUGAUUGACUGUAAAAGCGAGGACCCCUCUGAUGUGCGACGAAUGGUCACGGAACUGAUGGAAAUGACGCGUCGCACGGAGGAGGAGGUCUGCUCCGCUUUACACGACACCAAUAACGACUUGGCCGCUGCUUGCAACCUGCUGUUUGAAGACAGUCAGCGGAUACAGGGCGAAUGGCAGACGAGAGAGAAGAAGAAAAAGAAGCCCCCCGCGACCGCGGGCAAUGGCGAUGUGGAGCCGCCCAGAGACGCGCCGCGCUCACGCUCCGGACCGCGCACACGUCGCGGCGAGGGUGAAGGCUCUAUGCGCGGACGCGGCUCAGGGCGCGGGCGAGGAGGCGCGCGGGGCGGACGUGGCGCGGGACGUGGCGCUCGACGUGGCGGCGCCUCGCGCCCACACGCGCAGCGCAACGACCAGGACUGGCCUCACACACCUGACACUGGUGGCAACAUCGAUUCGUUUCCCACCACAGAGGAUUGGGACAAUGAAGAGUGGUCCGGCUCUCUCUCAGACACCAAGGUGUUCACGCCGAGCGCCAGCGCGCAGGCCGCUGGCGCGGACGACCCGACGCCCGUCGUCCCCUCCACUGAGGACUGGGAGUGCGGCACGGAAACAAACGGACCCAACAUACCCACCUAUACCUACCAUAACCAGCAGCACAUACCUCAAAUGGGCGGUGCGAGUAACGCGGUGUCGAGCGCGCCGCCCGUCGCGCCCAAGCCGGAGCCGCCCGAGACCUACGUGCCGCAGCACCAUCAGCCAAUGGGUAUGUCGGGCAGCCUGAGUGCGGCGCAGACGCAGUACCUGUCGCAGCUCACGCAACAGACGCAGCGGCACGACCCCAGUGUGUACACAAGUAACUACGGCGUAUAUGGCGCGACGGACAUCAGCGCACAGAGGAAAACGCAGCGGGUCAGGGUGCCUCCGCCUUCCAAGAUACCCUCGUCAGCGGUGGAAAUGCCGGGCGGCACAGACAACAGCAGCAACCCGUUCCUCGACGUGCAGUUCGGCGCGCUAGAGCCCGAGGCGCUGCACGAGACCGCGCCGCAGCCCGCACACGCCGCGCACCCCGCGCACGCGACGCACGCCGCGCACCCCACGGCACAGCCCACGCACCCCGCGGCGCAGGCGUCGCACCCCACGGUGCAGACGACGCACGCCGCGGUGUCCAACCACUCGGGGCAUUCCGUGCAGCCCUCCGUCACGCCGUCGCCGCCCACGCCGGUGCCCGUCAAACAGCAGGUGACGUCACAGCCGGAGCCUCAACCCGUGCCCACCAGCCACGAGACGACUGAAGCGCCUAGUAAUAGCUACCCCAACACAAACAGUAUGUUAAACGAUAACUUAUCAGCAGUGGAGGCGACGCCGACGAGUCAACCUGUCGCGUCAGAGCCGGUAGUCACCAACAGCACGUCACUAGAUAAGCUGUCAGCGUCGAUGAAGCAACUGGGAGUGUCGGGCGUGUCCUCGGCGUCGGUGGCGGCGAGCGAGGCGGCGCCGCCCCCGCAGCCGCACCACCACUACGCGCCGCACCACAGGCCUAAGACAGUGGGGCAACAGAACGUGUACGCGCCGCACCACGCCGUGUCGCACCACCCGCCCGUCUACGGCGCCAACGUGUAUGCGCCACAGGUGAACUCCACAAACGCAUCGAUGUCCGGCGCAUCGAUCGCCAGUGCGUACCCGUCCAGCGUCACCCUCACACAGUACCAGCCCAUGAUCAACUCCUACCAGCAACAAACGUCAGCGACGUCAGUAUCGGCCGUGACGGCGGCGGCGUACGGCGGCAGCGCGCUGUACACCGCGGCGCCCUACACCGCGCCGCCCUCCCACCCCGCCGCGCCCUACCACCACCCGCCCACCAAACACCACAAAGAGCAGUACGACAACUCAGUAGCAUCAAGUAACAGUUUAACGAGUACGUCCACCACGCAGACGUCGACAGCCAAAGUUGCGACCACCACAGUAAGCGGUGUAGUAAACUCGGGCGCGUCGGCGGCGUCGACGGGCAACUCAACGGGAGCGAACGCGGCCAGCGCGGCUGGCUACGCGGGCGGCGCGUUAUACGGCGGCGCUUAUGCGUAUGACGAACAACUCAUGAGGCCUGGACUGCCGCACCACAUGGGUGGAUAUUACGAAGUAGGCUACAGCGCGCGGGAAGGUACCUUCGGACUGGGAGCGGGCGAGAGGUUCGGCAGGACGGACGCCGCCUCGCCGCAACAGGUCCCCGCCGCGCUACCGCCCGGCUACGCGUACUUCGCGUACCAACCCCCUCCCACCACAUACCAGUACGGAGUUUCAUACCACCCCACGUACGGCGGUGGUUCGAGCGUAGGCGGCGUGGGUGGAGUGGGCGGCGUGGGCGGCGUUGGCGGCGUGGGCGUGUCGGCGGGCGGCAAGGUGUCGGCCUACUCGCAGCAGCAGCAACCCCCCUACGACGCGCAAGACUCAUACAAACCAGCGGGCCCAUACACAGCCAACGCGAACAAAUCAGCCGGCGCCGCGUCUGCGGAGCUCACCACGGCGAUGUACGCCAAAACGCACGUCGCGCUCAACAAGGUUAACAGUUACGAGAAGGCGGGUUUCCACAGCGGCACCCCGCCGCCGUUCGGUGCGGGCAGCCACCUCUACAUCCCAGCGCCGCCGCACCACCACGCGCACCACCACGCGCCGCAGCAGCACCAGAUGGAUGGUCGGGUGAACAGUAGUCAUAAUAGGCGGGAGAGCGGUUCGGGAGCGCGCGCGGGCGCGGCGAAGCCGGCGGCCAACAAGCCCACGUACUCCUCGCAGUCGUACUGGACGCCCAACUAGCGCGCUGCAGCUCACGAGGCUCUCACCGCAAAGAUAGACACGUGUACAUAGAAGGCGAUCGCUAACCUCAAGUCACCGGCCGGCGCUCGGCGAGCACGCUCCGGGCUCGGCUCGUGCCCGCUCCGGGCUCGGGCACGGCUCGUCACCCCCCCACGUGUAAUCAAUCAACUCUAAACUGACGUCCUUUUAGUGGCUAACUGCAAAAAGUAGUUUGUGGAGUUAUUAUAAUGUACAGUCAAAGGCCGUAACUCGUUUAGCACCUUAUAAUGUGGCACGGUUAUGCCCAUGCGUUAGGUGUGUGUGUGGCGUGUUUGUAGAAAAAGGUCAUAAAUGUGACAGGUUUUUGAUGCAAUUGCUACUCGAAUCCUGAGGCCGACGGUAUACCUAUAUAACGGAUUUAGUCAGAUUUUUAAUUCGUUCUAAUUCUGACGUUUUUUAAUUUUAUGAAAUAACACCAGUCUCACAAAUGAAUGUAACAAAUUCAAAUAAAAUAUAAAAUAGGUUAAUGGAGGUUUGUGGGCUAUUGCCAAAAACAUGGGAAUUUAGAAAAAGUGAAAUUUCUAGAAAACUCAAAAACUACUUUUUGCAGUAAGCCGCUUUUUAGAGGGACGACAGUAAAUGCGUCACCACGAGACACUUCUGUAAUAAGACUUGCUUUCGUUGUAAGAAUCACACGCGUGCGUGCGUCCGUACGACGCGCUCUUUUAGGGUGCCUAUCCACUGGACCAAGACAGUGGAGACAGUUGGAUACACACACUAGAACACACUCAAACAUACAUUUCACUCCGUAUGUGGAGUAAAAUAUAUAUUGAGUGUGUUCUAGAUGUUGGUUGUAUUCUUUUCCUGCUUCUUUAGUAGUGGGAGAACGGGCGGUGCAUAUUGAAUGCGGCACGUACCAUAUGCAGAUUUGUUUUGACGGAUUAUAGCAAAUUAAGCUUUCUAAUUCAUCUUUGCAUAUGAUAUGUGGAGAUGUGUUUAGCAAUCAAUCAGAUUUUUGAUAGAUAUGAUAAAAUUAUCAAAUCUGAUUGAUCAUCUCUCUGCUGUGCGUGGACAGGCACCCUUAGCGUUGUUAAAUUAUUAUUAGUCGCCCGGCGUUCCGAUGCGUUGCUAUGUGUCAAUUUGUAUCGAAGUAUUUAAAGAUAAUAAUAUUGAUAGUGUAUAGGUCGAAUUGUAAAUGCUCUCAUUAACUAAAAAUAUUGGACGCGAGCGAACGCCGCGCGACUAGCUAAGUGUUGUGUUAAGGCUGUGUACACACCAAUGUAAUGUAGACAAGGAAUUAGGCUACAUUUUGUAAAUUUUCAAGGGUGCGAAGCUGCGAGCGGUUGCUAAUGAGAAUUACCAGGGUUGGAUUUUGGUCAAUAUUUUGAUCAAAACGUAUUAUGCACUAAACGAUAAUCGUCGAAAAUUCACAAAACAGAUACCCAAAAACUGCGCCGAAUUAAGGACCUCAUCAUUUUUGGAAGUCCUAAGAUUGAAAUAAGGUUUAUGCAUGCUCUUAUCAAUAAAUAAUAUAAAUGUAGGUGACCUUAAUUCAGUGGCCUAAAACUCAAUUUUAAAAUACGAUCACGUCUGCUCUCCGUGCUAGUCUAUUUAAAUAGACGUUAAAAAUCGAUUUAAUAACUCCUAUCACAAACUUCCACAACAUCCCAAAAUCAAUCAAAAAUCUUAAUCAUUUAUUCAAAGUAGGUACUAUUGUACACCUUUUUAGAGUCAGAAUUGCUAGAUUUGUAAGAUGAUAUUAUGGUGCUGAUAAUUAAUUACGUUAAAAAUAAAGCUACGAGUCCUCUACUAAUUCGCUCGCCUUUGCUGAUUCUACGAGUGAGCGAGAGUUCAGUGUCUAUCGGCCAAGCCAACAAUUUACCGCUCGGUGUGUACACGUCAUUAGACGCGCGACUACGCGUGUAGCUUGUAUAGAAGUAAGGCGACGGACGCACGUGUAUGCGCAGCCUACAGUGUCUCGUGUGUAGACGCAACCUUUUUUUUUUGUUAGUGAAACCUGUAAGAAACCGGCCCUCCUCAUUCUGUUAUGUGCGUGAUAAAUUAUGCAUUACAACAUUAAAAAACCAGACAGUACGUGUAUCUAUUUUAACGUGUAACUGACUAUUGUAAAAUAAAAUGAAAGGUAAUUAAUUGAAUGAGAAAGGUUAAUCUAUGUUAAUAAACUUGUUUAAUUUGAAAUUCCUAGUGUAUUUAGGCGACGGGGCGCCGCGUUUUUAGUAUACAUUUUUAUAAAAAGCUGCGUUUCAACGCGAGAUUAGGUUAGUUAGCUAUUAUUCCGGUGUGUCUCGACUGAUGCGGAAGCGAGCGGAGCGGAGCGUAGACGUGUGCUCCGGAUCAAUGAAAUUUUGAGAGAUGGCGUGAUAAAAUUCAACGUCAAACUCGAGUUCACUCGUCUCGUCUUCAGUGGAAUCGCACCUUUAGGGUCGUAUUAAGGCGGGCACACACUCUGGGGCCAAAUCGUUCGUGUUCCUGCAUCGCUCUCGGUGUGUCUCGGCUUAAAGCUCGCCGCGCCCCGCCGCGUCUCAUUCUGUAAGUCUGCUCCGUUAGGUUACAAUCAUUUUGUUUAAAUAAAUUAACAGUAGUGCUACAUUUAUCUUUAUAUAUAAAUUAUGUAUUGUAUAUGUAAGUGCUUGGUACGCUAUGCGCGCCUCGACUUUUGUAUUUAGUUGUCAUACUUUUUGUAAUUACAUAUUAUUAUUAUUAAAAAUAUUAUAAUUAAAAUGGACGUCAUAGUUCGUCGACUGUAUGUAACAACGUUUUAGUAAAUAAAUAAUCGAGGUCUUUUUUAUCGUGAAAGAAUGCUGAGAUGAUCUCGCGGGCAUUUGAGAGACGAGGAAAUACACAUAUUGGAACAUGAA
Maniola jurtina (meadow brown) is the source of this 5996-nucleotide messenger RNA. RefSeq names its product protein lingerer-like (gene lig). NCBI's taxonomy places the organism in Eukaryota, Metazoa, Arthropoda, Insecta, Lepidoptera, Nymphalidae. Gene Ontology annotation, cellular component: cytoplasm; nucleus. Gene Ontology annotation, molecular function: protein binding. The record is from RefSeq and is a predicted model, not a curated record. The transcript has 29 exons. Bases 190 to 3138 code for a protein of 982 amino acids.